This is a messenger RNA of Thamnophis sirtalis, 573 nucleotides long. Lineage: Eukaryota; Metazoa; Chordata; Lepidosauria; Squamata; Natricidae. The record is from RefSeq and is a predicted model, not a curated record.
GCUGCGUUGACUCAGCGGCGGCCUCCUAGCCCUCCUCCUUUUCCUCUUGGGUCCGCUCAGGCCUGGCGCUCACUCUGGUUCUCUCAGCCUUUCCUCGCCAGCGCCCCUUCCUUUUCUUCGUCGUCGUCGUCGUCAGUCCCUUAGGCCGGCAGGGAGGGAAGCCGAAGCUGGGAAAAGGGCCAUGACCGUGGAGCAGAAUGUGCUGCAGCAGAGCAACUCCCAGAAGCACCAGCAGAUAUUUCUGAAUCAGCUGAGAGAAAUCACAGGUAUCAAUGACACCCAAGUACUGCAGCAAGCCUUGAAGGAUAGCAAUGGGAACCUAGAAUUAGCAGUAGCCCUCCUAACUGCAAAGAAUGCCAAGAUUCCUCAGCAAGAAGAAACAACAUACUAUCAAACAGCACUUCCUGGUAAUGACAGAUAUAUAAGUGUAGGAAGCCAAGCAGAUACAAAUGUAAUUGAUCUCACAGGAGAUGACAAAGAUGAUCUACAGAGAGCUAUUGCCCUCAGUUUAGAGGAAUCGAACAGGACAUUCAGGGAGACUGGGAUAACAGACGAGGAACAGGCCAUUAGUAG